Cannabis sativa is the source of this 2538-nucleotide messenger RNA. RefSeq names its product BTB/POZ domain-containing protein At2g13690. NCBI's taxonomy places the organism in Eukaryota, Viridiplantae, Streptophyta, Magnoliopsida, Rosales, Cannabaceae. The transcript has 2 exons. The record is from RefSeq and is a predicted model, not a curated record. Bases 339 to 2015 code for a protein of 558 amino acids.
AAACAAAAACCAAACUAACAUACCGAACAAAAACUCUAAAAACACUUCACAAUUUCCAAGUAAAAACAUUUUAAAAUUAAAAAAAAAGAAAGAAAGAGAAAAUCUGUGAUGAGAGAGUGAUGAUGAGUUUCUUCGUCCCUACAAAAGAAAAAGAAAAAAAAAACAAGAAAACAAUCAUAAAACAGAAAAGCAUCUUCUCUCGAAAAAACCAACCAAUGUGUCUCUUACUCUUAGCUCACUCUUUCUCUUUCCCUUCUUCUUUUUCUCUCUCUAGAUCCUCCGUCACCUCCUUACCCUGACCUGACUCAGCUCUUCUACUCACCCCCCACUUCUCUACAAUGGAAGAGUCCUCCUUCCGCCGGAAACCCAGUUCCCGUCGGGACCCGCUUGUUCGAGGGAGAUCAUGGUGUUGUUCUUUCGCUGUUCCGCCUUCUAGCCCCGAUAGUAUCGCCGUCUUUCACUCCAAAGCGGUUCGUCAUAGCAAGACCGAACUGGCGGCCUCCAAACCGACCAGUAGCUCGGUCCCUAACUCACCCCAAAGCGCCAAAUCCGGACUAGGGUUGGUGGGUCGGAUCGACCCUCGUCGGAUCUUGUCUCCGGGAAGGGUUUCCCCGAUCGACUCUGAUCCUACUGUAGAUUCGAUCCAAGAAAUCGCUAGUACUGACCCAUCUGCGGCCGUCGAUUCUGUUCCUCCUGUGCGAACACAGAGUUUUCGUGCUCCGAGCCAGAGGUUCCGGCCGGUCCAAUCGGUCCAACCGGAGAGUUCUUCCGUGGGUUCCAGUAGCAAUGUGUUUGAUGUGAGGUUGAAUUUGAGGGGAAAGAAAGGUGGGUUCUUGGUUCUGGAGCUGAACUCGGGGGUUCUGUGUGCAAAUUCAGAGGUUUUCGCUGGUUUAAUCGACGAUUAUAAGAAGGGAAUGGUAUCGAACAGUUCACCUUCUGAGUCGAAAAUUUGCAGAAUAGAGGUGCCGGAUGUUGAGAACUUGGCCAUGUUUAGAGAGACAGUAGAACUCAUGUUUGAAGAUGAUAUCACAAAACGACUGUUGAGGAUCGGAGUAUAUCGAGCUAUUGAUGUACUUGAGGUUUCUGCAGGUAUUAUGUUCAAUAAAGGUGUUUUAUCUUGCUUAAAGUAUCUCGAGGCUGUUCCUUGGACUGAGGAAGAAGAGGAGAAACUAAGGGAUCUCUUUACAAGGUUUAAGUUUGAUGAUGUUACAACCAAGGACAUAUUGGCUAGAUUGUAUCUACUUGACUCGGCAGAUUCACAACAAAAUUUAUCAAGACAAUUGGUUUGGUCUAUCACCUCUAGUACGGAAGCUAGUGCAAGGAAUGAGAUGAAGACAUUAGUUAAGGGUCUUCUUUGCAAAAGUUCAGUCUAUGAGAAGGAAUAUCCUGACCUCAAUAAGGAGGAUAUAUAUGCUAUUUGCCAGUCAUGUCUCGACUCACUUGUCAGUCUGUUUAAGGAGACCUCUGAAACUGUAUCUUCUAAGAAAUUGAUGAAGGAUGCAGGGAAGCCUUUAAUUGAACGAAUAUCCAGACAGGUUGAUAACAUAAACUGGUUACUGGAAAUCUUGCUUGAUCGACAAAUGGCUGAGGAGUUUGUGGAUAUGUGGGCAAAUCAGGGGGAGCUACUCAGACUGCAUGAGAAUGCAUCUCCAAUGGUCAGGUAUGAGCUUAGUCGGGUUUCAGCAAUAUUAUUCAUUGCUAUGGGGACCCGAAAACUUCAUUGCCGGACAGAAUCAAGAUCAGGGCUUCUCCAAGCAUGGUUUGGCCCAAUGUUGUUGGACUUUGGUUGGCUGCAGCGAUGUAGAAAGGGACUUAGCAUGAAGGUAUUGGAAGAAGCUAUGGGUCAAGCACUCCUUACCCUUCCCUUGAAACAGCAAUAUGUGUUGUUUAUGGAUUGGUUCCGAGAUUUCUCCAAGCAUGGUACGGAGUGUCCUAAUCUCAGCAAAGCUUUCCAAAUUUGGUGGCGCCGAUCAUUUCUAAGAGGUUCUGAAACAUAUGCCGUGGAAUCCAGGUAACACAGUACAAUAUAUUUCUGCUUGCACAGUAUGUUAGUUGUGGAGGUGAAGAGUUCUGAAAUAUCCGUAGAAGUGAAUAGUGUAGAUCAAUUAUGUAGGAUAGUUGUAACAGUUGUGAAAUGGCAGCAUCUUUUCUGUGAUUAUCUUCUUUGCCUUCAUCGUCAGUCGUCAGCAAUUCUACAGGAAAUUAAAGAGGCCACAAAUGUGUAGUUAGUUGGAGAAGACUCUACUUGCAGUUUUCUCUCAUUGGCUUCUUCAAACACCGUGAAGCUGUCCCGGGCAUUUUGGCUCCAUUCCAAAGCCGGAAAACUAAUGUACCAAUGAAACUUAGUUGCUAAGUUCAUAUCAGAGAAGAUUUUAACGACUUUUAUCUUCCUUAGUAAUAAUUGUCAUUUUUUGUUAUAAAGAUAAAGGGAUCAUGUUUAUGGCAUGGCAUGGCAUGUAUGAUGUAUGUGCACAUUAUCUGAAAUCGUUGUGCUUGUAGUAUUAAUGAAAUUAAAAGUAUAUAAUUACUUCUUAACAA